CACCACUGGACUGACAGUCUGUCUGUCACUCAACUCAACACUCUCCGAACGUACAAUGAAUCGCAUGCCCCAGCAGUUCAGCCCGCGUGUAGGCCUGGAGGUGCUCCUGGAUGGGCAGAAAUCCCAGCUGGUUCGUUAUCGGGCCAAUGCCGAUUGCCCACACGAGGGGAACUCCAAGUUGGAGACCCCAGAGAUGCUCCUAAACGCCGAUAGCUCCCAGUUGUCUCUGGAUGAGGGCCUUGAAGUGGCCCCAUUCGUCGGGGGAUCCGAAGAGGGCCCAGAGAUUGCAUCACACGUCGAUCAUCUUACGUAUGGGCAUGGGAACAGCUCAGAGAUUCCCCCAAGCUCCGACGACUCCUCUUUGGUUUGCUAUGAGGGCGGAGAGACCUGCACAGACGAAAAUAGUUCACAGUUGGGUGCGGAUGAGAGCUCAAAGAUUUGCCCGUACGAGGCCAGUUCCCAGGCCUUGAAGAUUGGCCCACUAGAGGCUAAGGACGACGAGGACGACUACCAGUCGGGCGUACAGAUCGUAGAGAUCUUACAAACCCCCAGGGGAGUCCCGAAAGUGACCCGCGACAUGGCGGAGAUCAAUAUGCGUAAGAAGCGGUGGGAAGACAAACUGAACGCCUACAAGGGCGUUCUGGCACGCAAUCACGAGCUGUGCGCCAUCUACGAGCAAACGCGACUUGAAAUAGCCGCAGGGCUGGCUGAGAUUACCAUGGAAUUGGGGGAAAUUGACUUGGACAUGGAAGAUAUUCCAGGGGACCAAGCGGACCGCCCAGAGGACGUCUCUUCGGAUGGGAACGAAAUGGCUGUGGUCAAGGCAGAUGAAAAGCCAAACUCAUCCCACGGCAGCUGUGCUGUUUGCUGAGACUUCGGCUCACUCUCUAGCCCGAGGUGCUUGUUUAUUUAUUUUUAUGUAACAUUGAGUUUUUAGCGCGGUGCAGGCACACACACAAGACACACACAUGAGACACUAUCGCAGGACAGCAAUUAAAUUCAUGUAAGGCAAACCAAA
This is a messenger RNA of Drosophila obscura, 1018 nucleotides long. RefSeq lists its product as uncharacterized. NCBI's taxonomy places the organism in Eukaryota, Metazoa, Arthropoda, Insecta, Diptera, Drosophilidae. Bases 56 to 871 code for a protein of 271 amino acids. The transcript has 3 exons. The record is from RefSeq and is a predicted model, not a curated record.